Molecule: messenger RNA, 629 nt
Organism: Rubroshorea leprosula
Lineage: Eukaryota; Viridiplantae; Streptophyta; Magnoliopsida; Malvales; Dipterocarpaceae
Source: the annotation of a GenBank genome assembly
CUUUUUGAUUUUUUCGCCGUUACCUCUGAAUCUUCGGAAGUUCGCCGGUUUUUCAAUUUCCUCGUCUCUGAUCCCACCGCUCCCGGUCGUUCCUGCCGUCGAUCAAAGUGAUCCGAUUUCCGACGCUCUUCCUUUCUUAAUUUUCGCUGUUAUCUCUAAAAACUCGCCCGAUCCAAACCCUAGCAAGCACCAGAAUUGUUUAAUCAAUCUGAAUCCGCCCAGCCGCUCAUGGUUUUCAGUUUCCUCGUCCCUGAAUCCACAGCUCUUGGUCGAUCUUGCCGCCUUCACUCGAUUGUCUCUCAAAAUUCGUCUGAUCCAAACCCUAGCAAUCACCAGAGUUGUACAAUUUCUCCGACUCCACACGAUCCUCCUGGUUUUCAACCUCCUCGUCCCAAUUCCAGGCUGCCGCUCGGUCUUGCCGCUGAUUAAGGAAGUACGAGCAAAGGUCGAGAUGUAGAAGAUAGUCGGUUGUUGUUGACUAUGGCUAAUUGAGACUUUUUCGGCGUUAAUUGAGAUUAUUGUUGUAUAUUAUUGAAAGACUAAAUGACGAAUGUACUCCCUAUAUUUGACUUGUUCAUUUUGAUAACAUUACUAAUAUUGCAUAUAUUUAAUUAAAGUUCAUAGAUCCU